UCACAAGCUUUAGAUUCCCUUUCCACCUAUUCACAAGAAACAAAGUGAAGCUCGCGAAAGGGGAUAUAUACCUUGCUCCAUUCCUCUGCCUCCGCUGAACCAACAAGACAUCGCAUCCACUUCUUGAACCAAACCAGGAAACAACCCAAUCAUACGCCAAGGUUACCUUCUAAGCUUGAACUCUACCUUCACAACACCGCAACCAUGCCUUUGAUGUACACCAAGAACUGGGGCAACAAGCGUGUCGGAGGCGGCAUGCGCGUCGACAAGCACGGUGUCCACCGCAACCCAUUCCGCUUCAGCCUGGGCAGGCUCAACUGCUUCCGUUAAACAUCGACUGCCGAACAUGCCGAACACGAAAGAGGCAUUAUGAGAAAUACUCAUCACGACGACACGAAGUGGAGACAACAGCGAGGAGUAUCGAGCGAUUGUUGCAAUAGAUGAUUCAUUGUAUGAUGGACGGAACAAACAGCACGGUUUCUGUGAGAAGAGCAUGGUGGUUUUAUAUCAUAGCGAAGGGUAAAAUACCAAAUGUGAAAUUGAACGAAGUUUUUGACA
Messenger RNA from Cercospora beticola, 558 nucleotides. The record is from RefSeq and is a predicted model, not a curated record. Lineage: Eukaryota; Fungi; Ascomycota; Dothideomycetes; Mycosphaerellales; Mycosphaerellaceae.